Molecule: messenger RNA, 1537 nt
Organism: Anopheles bellator
Lineage: Eukaryota; Metazoa; Arthropoda; Insecta; Diptera; Culicidae
Source: the annotation of a RefSeq genome assembly
UCGCGACAAUGGUUAUUUUCUACAAAUCAUAAAGAUAUUGGUACUUUAUACUUUAUUUUUGGAGCUUGAGCUGGUAUAGUCGGAACUUCUUUAAGAAUUUUAAUUCGAGCUGAAUUAGGCCACCCCGGAGCAUUUAUUGGAGAUGAUCAAAUUUAUAAUGUUAUUGUAACUGCUCAUGCUUUUAUCAUAAUUUUUUUUAUAGUUAUACCUAUUAUAAUUGGAGGAUUUGGAAAUUGAUUAGUUCCUUUAAUAUUAGGAGCCCCUGAUAUAGCUUUCCCUCGAAUAAAUAAUAUAAGAUUCUGAAUAUUACCUCCUUCUUUAACUUUAUUGGUUUCAAGAAGUAUAGUAGAAAAUGGAGCAGGAACAGGUUGAACUGUUUACCCUCCUCUAUCUUCUGGGAUUGCUCAUGCUGGAGCUUCUGUAGAUUUAGCAAUUUUUUCCUUACAUUUAGCAGGAAUUUCUUCUAUUUUAGGAGCAGUAAAUUUUAUCACUACAGUUAUUAAUAUACGAUCCCCAGGGAUUACUUUAGAUCGAAUGCCUUUAUUUGUUUGAUCCGUAGUAAUUACUGCAAUUUUAUUGCUUUUAUCUUUACCCGUUUUAGCUGGAGCUAUUACUAUGCUUUUAACUGAUCGAAAUUUAAAUACUUCUUUUUUUGACCCAGCUGGAGGAGGAGAUCCAAUUUUAUACCAACAUUUAUUUUGAUUUUUUGGACAUCCUGAAGUUUAUAUUUUAAUUUUACCAGGAUUUGGAAUAAUUUCUCAUAUUAUUACUCAAGAAAGAGGGAAAAAGGAAACUUUUGGAAACUUAGGAAUAAUUUAUGCAAUAUUAGCUAUUGGAUUAUUAGGAUUUAUUGUUUGAGCUCAUCAUAUAUUUACAGUUGGAAUAGACGUAGAUACCCGAGCUUAUUUUACUUCAGCUACAAUAAUUAUUGCUGUACCAACAGGAAUUAAAAUUUUUAGAUGAUUAGCUACUUUACAUGGAACUCAACUUACUUAUAGCCCUGCUAUACUAUGAGCCUUUGGAUUUGUUUUUUUAUUCACAGUUGGAGGAUUAACAGGAGUUGUAUUAGCUAAUUCAUCUAUUGAUAUUGUAUUACAUGAUACUUAUUACGUAGUAGCUCAUUUUCAUUAUGUUUUAUCAAUAGGGGCAGUAUUUGCUAUUAUAGCAGGAUUUGUUCACUGAUACCCCUUAUUAACAGGGUUAACAAUAAACCCAAGCUGAUUAAAAAUUCAAUUUUCAAUAAUAUUUAUUGGAGUAAAUUUAACAUUUUUUCCUCAACAUUUUUUAGGAUUAGCUGGGAUACCCCGACGAUAUUCAGAUUUUCCUGAUAGUUAUUUAGCUUGAAAUAUUGUUUCUUCUUUAGGAAGAACUAUUUCUAUGUUCGCUAUUAUUUAUUUCUUAUUCAUUAUUUGAGAAAGAAUAAUUACUCAGCGAACACCUUCUUUCCCAAUACAAUUAUCUUCAUCUAUUGAAUGAUACCAUACUCUUCCACCAGCUGAGCAUACUUACGCAGAAUUACCAUUAUUAACUAAUAAUU